Molecule: messenger RNA, 3474 nt
Organism: Dichotomopilus funicola
Lineage: Eukaryota; Fungi; Ascomycota; Sordariomycetes; Sordariales; Chaetomiaceae
Product: ankyrin repeat-containing domain protein
Exons: 3
Coding region: 1-3474 (1157 amino acids)
Cellular component (GO): cytoplasm
Molecular function (GO): protein binding
Source: RefSeq, a predicted model, not a curated record
AUGGCCGAACUCGGCACAAUCGUAGGCGUCAUCUCCCUCGGCAUCCAAGUAUCCGAGGGCCUAAUCAAAUACUACACCUCUUACAAAGACCGCGAGUCCGAAACAGCACACACAGUCAAGCGGCUCUCACACCUCCUAGGAAUCCUAGAAAUCCUCCGCAAAAAUCUCGACGAGCGUGAAUUCGACCCAGACGAUGACGCCGACAAGAAGCUGCUCGGGGUGAUGCAGCGGUCGAUUAGCGACUGCGAGGACCUCAUUCACGAACUGCAGGAGGAAAACGCCAAGUUCGCCACAUCAGCCCGUGAACCGGGGAGUAAUCGUGUGACGUCGGCAGUGCGCGCGACGGGGCGGCGACUGGCGUACCCGUUCCGCCAGAGUACCCUCCAGAAACUAGACGAGGACAUCGACGAGAUCAGCGCGAGUUUGACUCUCGCGCUGCAAGUGCUACAGCAGCAGGACCUGGGCAGCGUGCAGGAUGACAUCCGCGACACCAAGGCGCUGCUAGAGCUGGUACGGGCGGGCCAGAUCUCGGCGGAACUCCAAACCUGGCUGGCCGCGCCGGACGCGUCGAUCAACUACAACGAUGCGUGCAAGAAGAAGCACCCGGGUACGGGUCUGUGGUUCAUCCGCAGCGGGGCGUUCACCACCUGGCUGCGGACGGCCAACUCUUUCCUGUGGCUGAACGGGUUUGCCGGGUGUGGGAAAUCGGUGCUAUCGUCGACUAUUAUCCAACAUACCAUGCGCCAUCGGCGGUCGAACCCGGCCGUGGGCAUCGCGUUCUUCUAUUUCACCUUCAACGACGACGCCAAGCAGGACACCUCGGCCAUGCUGCGGGGGUUGAUCGCCCAGCUUGCGUCGCAGGUUGGCGCGCGGGGGGGAAACGACCAACAAACGCAAGACGGGACGCUGUCACGGUUGCACCAGAGCUACCGCGGUAGCCGGCCAACUGACCACGCGUUGUUGGACAGCCUGCACCAGCUGGUGCAGGAGUUUGAGGACGUGUACAUCGUGGUGGACGCUCUGGACGAGAGCCCGCGGCACAAGCAUCGCGAGGAGGUGCUGGAGGCUCUCGGGGAGAUGCGGAAGUGGCCCGGCCCGGAGCUGCAUUUGCUGGUGACGAGCCGGGACGAGCAGGAUAUCCGGGAAGGGUUGGGGUUUUUGAUGGGUCUGGAUGUGGGCGCCGCGACGGACGAGCGGAUUGUGUCGUUGAAGAAUGAGUCGAUUGAUGGGGAUAUUGCGUCGUUUGUGUCGGGGCAUCUGAAGGAUAAUCGGCGGCUGAGGAAGUGGGAUAAGUACCGGGACGAAAUUGAGCAGGCGCUCACCAAGGGGGCCAAGGGCGUAUUCCGUUGGGUUGAGUGCCAGUUCGCGGCCCUCGAAGCCUGUCCCGGGAGCAAGACCCGACUGGAUGCGCUGCUCAACUCGCUGCCGCGCAACCUGGACAAGACUUACGAGCGUAUGUUGGCCAACAUCGAAGAGGAGUCGGCGGAAGAGGCCAAGCGGAUCCUGACGCUGCUCUGCACGGCUAAGCGGCCGCUGGCGGUCGAGGAGCUCAUUGACGGCAUCGCGGUCGAGCUGGGGGACAACCCGCGCUUCAACGAGGAUAGCCGGCUGAUGGGCGAGGACGACAUCCGCCACAUCUGCCCGGGCUUCAUCGAGGUGGACGCCAACGUAGACGACAACAGCGGCAGCGAGGCCACGGUACGCAUCGCCCACUACUCGGUGCAGGAAUAUCUCGAGUCGACGCGCAUCCUAGCCUCGGGCAGCAGCAUGGCGCGGUACGCCGUGCAGCGCGAACAGGCUAACACCGAGGUGGCGGCCAUCUGCCUGGCGUACCUGCGCAACCGGGAGCUGUGCGAUGCCUGUCUGCGCCAGAACCUGAGCGCCUGGAAGUUCGCGCGCAUGUACCCGCUGGCCAACUAUGCGGCCACCAACUGGCCUGAGCACUACCGCGAGGGCCACGGCGACGACGGCGGCCUACACGAGCUAGCCCUUGGGCUGUUCCACGACGAUCAGCUGUCACUCGUCAGCUGGGCCAACAUCUUCAAAUGGGGGGGUUACAAGCGUGAUGGGCUCGGCGACCGCAUCUUAUCGCCGCUCUACCUCGCUGCCCGUCUUGGCCUGGAUCAAAUCGUGAGCGUGCUCGCCGCAGAGCUCAAAUCUUCCUCUUCUUCUUGUCCUUCACGCCCCCUUCGAAACGCCUUCGAACAAGCCCUAAUCGCAGCCGCAACCCACGGUCACGCCAGCACGGUACACGCCCUCAUCGACCACGGAGCGGACGUCGACUUCCAGGGCUUCGAAGGCACCGCGCUGCACCUCGCCUCGCGCCACGGUCACCUCGCCGCCACGCAGGCCUUGCUCGACCGCGGCGCGGACAUCGAAGCGCAGGACUACCGUGGUAAGACAGCCCUCUACGACUCCGCGGCCUGGGGUAAAGAGGAAAUCGUACAGUUUCUCCUUGACCGCGGCGCCCAACACACGCCCCUCGGCGCCUACGAUACUCCCCUAGAAUGUGCCGCGUCGUCCGGCCGCGACAAGAUUGUCGCAAUGCUCCUCGACCACGGCGCUGACCCCAACAAGGGCCGAUACCGAAUCCCGCUGGAAGCCGCCCGCGAACACGUCAAAGUCGUCCAGAUCCUCCUCGACCGCGGCGCAGACGCGACCCGCGAUGGGCCCGUACCCCCGCUACACGCCGCCCUGGAAGCGGGCACGGCCGACGUGGUGGCCCUUCUGCUCGACCACGGCGCCAAUAUCAAGCGGGUGGGCGGCAUGCCCGCGGCGCUCCAGCGGGCCAUCACCAACAAUAACCAGCCCGUAGUCGAAAUCCUCCUCGACCGCGGCGCCGAGGUCAACGUCCCCGGGCCCACCUACACCCCGGCCGAGGCCGCGAUGAGCCGGCAGUCAGACGGCAUCCUCAAGUUGCUUCUUGAUCGCGGCGCGGACCCCAACGCGGGGGUUGUGACCACGCCGCUGGAACAAGCAGCAGCUAACGGUGACAUUGACAGCGUGCGCGUGCUUCUUGAGCAUGAGACGAACAAGGCGGACCCGAACCUGGGCAAACAAGAGACACCACUGGAGGCGGCCGCUGUGAAACGCGCGGCCGGCAUCGUUACGCUGCUGCUGGAACAUGGUGCCGACCCCAACCUAGGUCUUCUCCGCACCCCGCUCGAGGCGUUUCUUGACGAGGGGAUUGAACCACGCAGUGUUCUGCAGCUGCUGGUGGAUCACGGCGCUGAUAUUCACCGCGGGAAGGCCGAGCCGCCGGUGGAUAUUGCGCGACGGAAGGGGUUCAGCUUGGAGAAGAUGGAGGAGCUGAAGGUAGAGAUACGGAUUAAGGAGGGAAAGGGGGAUGGCGAGGAGGAGGAGGAUGAGGGGAUUGCGUUUGGGGAUAUGAAGCCGUCGGUGAUGCCGUGGGAGAUUACCAAGAGGGUGCUCGGGUUCAGGUCGAAAGACGUGGGGCCGCUGGGGGAUGACUGA